UCUGGUCUAAAGUAAGCCUUUUUACACUCCCAUUCUGUACAGGCUGGAUAAGUGCCAUCUGGGAUCUGUAUUAAUAGAUGCCCUGGUUUGCUAUUGGAGAGUAACACUAAGGUAGCAGCUGAAGCUGCAGAGCAAGGGAAGAGGCAGUGCCCUGGCAGCAGACACCUGUAAAUUCCUUACUUUGUUCACUGAACACCUGCACUGAAUUCACAAGAGCCCAGGAAUUGCUGUGGGGAUCUGUUAAGAGAAGCAAGCAGCAAUCACCUUCAGCGACCAGAAGCAUCAAUGAGCAGCCAGAGCAUACACACUGCCGGACAGAUGGAGGUUGAUAAGAACAAACAGGAAACAAGGCCUAUGAAAAGGAACGCAGUGCUUGUUGAUGGUGUUGUUUUGAAUGGACCAAUAAUAGACAGCAGUUCUGGAGAAAAAUUUGUAGAAGACGUAUAUAGGAUUCUAAUGAAUGAACUUGUGUACAAGGCAUCUGAUAUUAAUCAGAAGGUGUGUGAAUGGCAAGAACCAGAGCAACUAAAGAAACUGCUGGACCUAAAUAUUAAAGAUAAUGGAGAACCCCAUGAGAAACUUCUCCAGCUUUGCAAGAACGUCAUAAAAUACAGUGUAAAAACAAGUCACCCAAGGUUCUUCAAUCAGCUGUAUGCUGGCAUGGAUCAUUACUCUUUAGCUGCUCGUUUUAUAACUGAGGCACUGAACCCAAGUGUAUAUACUUAUGAAGUAUCUCCUGUAUUUAUACUAACUGAGGAAGCUAUUCUGAAGAAAAUGAUUGAAUUUCUAGGCUGGAAAGAAGGUGAUGGGAUAUUUAGUCCUGGUGGUUCAGUUUCCAAUAUGUAUGCUGUAAACCUAGCCAGGUAUAAGUAUUGCCCUGACAUAAAACAGAAAGGCCUUUCAAGUGCUCCGCGGCUUGUCAUGUUUACAUCAGAAGAGUGUCAUUACUCCAUGAAGAAGGCAGCUGCUUUCCUUGGCAUUGGCACUGAAAAUGUAUAUUUUGUGAAGACUGAUGAUCGAGGUAAGAUGAUACCAGAGGAAUUGGAGAACCAAAUACAGCGAGCAAAGAAAGAGGCAGCUGUUCCAUUCCUUGUUAGUGCCACCUCUGGCACCACUGUGUUAGGAGCGUUUGAUCCUCUGGAUGAUAUUGCCAACAUCUGUGAAAAACAUAAACUUUGGUUUCAUGUGGAUGCAUCUUGGGGAGGCUCUGCUUUAAUGUCUCAGAAGUACAGAAAAUGUUUGCAUGGUAUCCACAGGGCUGAUUCAGUGGCAUGGAAUCCACACAAAAUGUUGAUGGCUGGAAUCCAGUGCUGUGCUCUGCUUGUGAGAGACAAUUCUGGCCUGCUUAAACGCUGUCACUCGGCAGAAGCCACCUAUCUUUUCCAGCAAGAUAAAUUCUAUGAUGUACAAUACGAUACAGGGGACAAAUCUAUUCAGUGCAGUCGGCGUGCUGAUGCUUUCAAGUUCUGGAUGAUGUGGAAAGCAUUGGGGACCACAGGGCUGGAGGAGAGGAUAAACCGUGCUCUUGCACUGACAAGAUAUCUAGCAAGCGAAAUUAAGAAACGAGAUGGGUUUGAACUUCUCUGGGAGCCGGAAUAUGCAAACACCUGUUUUUGGUACAUUCCACCAUCCUUCAGGAACAUGGAAAAGGGACCGGAGUAUUGGCGGAAAUUUAGUAAUGUGGCUCCUACAAUCAAGGAGAGAAUGAUGAAGAAGGGUAGCAUGAUGGUCGGCUAUCAGCCACACCGUGAUAAGGUUAACUUCUUCCGCCAUAUUGUUAUCAGCCCCCAAGUGAGCCGGGAAGACAUGGACUUUGUUCUGGAUGAGAUUGAACGGCUUGGCAGAGAUUUGUAGCUGUGGUUGAGCAGCACACUGUGCUGCUUGCGCUUGAACUUUUGAAUGCUAUGGUCACAUUCAGUUAGCCCUUAAUUACUAAUUUAAUUUCUAAAAAAUGUUGUUGUCUUUUACUUAAUUAAUAAACUUAUUUACAGUGGAUGGCUAGUUUACAAGAUCUUGGCAAUAAAAGGGAAAGUCAACCCAAAGAAUCAGCUUUUAAUCAGCCAAGACAUCAAUUUAUACAGUGCUUUGCAUGUUUCUGGUACGCUCUAUCUUCACAGGUCUGUUAAUCACAGAGCAUGCAGUGCAUUGUGGGAACUGGAGUCUUGGCUAGAGGAGAGAUGAGCAUGAAUGUAAUGGUAUUACCACCUUGUUUCAAUGGAAUGACAGUAAAGGGAACAUUAAGAAACGGACAGAUUCCACUUUAAACCGCAACUGGAAUUUAAUUUUUUGUCUCAUGCAGAAACCCUGUUCUUUGGGUAGACACCCCCUUUAAAGCCAUAUCAGAUUUAUAGCUUUUUUCUUUCCCUUGGUAAAGUGCACACUAAAAAUGAAUAGGGUUCCAUUAAAACAAUACUAAAUCUAAUUACAUUAACAGAACUUAAUGGACCCGUAAUACUUUAAAGUGGUUUUAUUUUAAUUUGAAGUUUGUAUCCGCCCAAACUGCACCUACAAAUGUCAUAUUUCAUAUUAAAAAGAAUGUAAUUGUAUAGUUCUAUAGAGAGCCAUGAAGUCAUUUAACCUCUGUUAAUCUUUACAUGAACCAUUGCAAUCUAAUGACGUUGCCUAUGAUCUGCUAUGCCUGCCCUUUAUGCUCUGAAGCAAAUGUCCUGGUCCUUUACGAAUUAACCAAAAUGAGGACAGUUUUCUUUUGCAAUGGGACUUUCUGAUUUUAGACAAAAACCCUGCUUUCCUAAAGAAACUGAACAAAUAGAAUUUAUAUAUAUUACAACUGCCGUUAAUUUAUUUUAUAUAAAUAAUAUUUAUUCACAUGGUUAAACAUUGUUAGUAACAAUAUAAGAAAUUUGAGUUCAGCUCGUAUGUAUUUAGUAUAGAUUGCUAGAUGCUAAAAGCACUACUUUAUCCAUUUGCAAAUUCUCUAUUGACAUCAAUAGUAGCAGCACAUUCUAAGGCCUUUAGGACUGAUGUUAUUUCUAUUGCACAAUAGGUGUAUUAAAGCGGAGGCCUGCCUGCCUACCUGCCCGCCCUAAUACUGU
Molecule: messenger RNA, 3053 nt
Organism: Xenopus tropicalis (tropical clawed frog)
Lineage: Eukaryota; Metazoa; Chordata; Amphibia; Anura; Pipidae
Gene: gadl1
Product: glutamate decarboxylase like 1
Exons: 15
Coding region: 286-1854 (522 amino acids)
Molecular function (GO): pyridoxal phosphate binding; carboxy-lyase activity; carbon-carbon lyase activity
Source: RefSeq, a predicted model, not a curated record